Messenger RNA from Pestalotiopsis fici W106-1, 2352 nucleotides. RefSeq lists its product as uncharacterized. The transcript has 2 exons. NCBI's taxonomy places the organism in Eukaryota, Fungi, Ascomycota, Sordariomycetes, Amphisphaeriales, Sporocadaceae. Gene Ontology annotation, molecular function: zinc ion binding; DNA-binding transcription factor activity, RNA polymerase II-specific. Gene Ontology annotation, biological process: regulation of DNA-templated transcription. Bases 1 to 2352 code for a protein of 783 amino acids. The record is from RefSeq and is a predicted model, not a curated record.
AUGCCAGGAAACCACUCGGUAUCAUCCAGUAAUCCACGGGAUUAUGCUAGGAACGUAACAAGGACAAAGGGUGCUUGUUCAGAGUGCCGCCGCCGACGUCGCAAGUGUGACCUGCAAAAGCCAAGCUGCCGGCGUUGCGUCUCAGCCAAGAUCACUUGCACAUACGCGGCAACAGUGCUGGAAUUCCGUGACUCAACCGCCUGGGCAGCGCAGAAGGUGGAAGCAGCGAAAGCGAGGACUCGUGCGUCUCACGCCUCCGCCGCCGCCACCAGUGACAGGUGCGCCUCUGUGGCCGACGUAAACGCUUCGGAUAGCCCAGAUGCAGACUGCUACCGCUUACCACCUGCCUCACCACUGAUUCCAUUGAGCGAAACGACGGCAUCGCCCCUGACCUCACGUACUUACCCAACAAACAUCUCAGUACCUAGUGGGGGUCCCUGUUCUGUUAGCCCGGAAAAAGCCAUUGCUAGUGAAUUCGACGUGGUGAACUGGGAUGGAGAGACAGGUCUUAACAGUUCCAUAUGGAUGGUCAAUUCUAUUGGCUCCACUUCGCACGCAAUUGGCUUGCCCCCGAAUGACUCGGAUCUCACGGCCGACAACUCGGAUCCAGUGUAUGACGAGAGCACACGGGCACUCAAUGUAGACCAGGGAACUCGGAUUGGUAGCCAAGGCUAUUCAGGCGCCGAGAGCAACACUGGGCUCUCGCCUGGCCAGCUAAGGAAGACUCCGGAUCUGAGGAAGACAAAUGACAGCAAUUCCUUUUUCCCAGCCGACGAGGGUCGUUCAGUCCUAGAGCUAGGGCUGCUUGGCCCUGGAGAUGCGAAUUAUGUUGAUACAAUGUUUCCUUGGCCGCCGCCACUCCAAUCACCACCACGUUCCUUGCAAACCACACCUGAUGUCCCAGUUGGCGACCGGCUUUAUCUAGCUCAUUUUGUCACGCACGUCGCGAAUCUCCUCCCUACGGAAAUGCAAUCUCUGCGAACAACAGCAAUGACAGAAGUACAUGUGCGGCUUGCCGCCAUGGCCCACGGCGCAGCUCAUCUGGCCUUUCUCCAAGGCGCACCCAAGGCCGAUCAGCAGCACGGCUCUAGAUGGGUUUCCAAAGAAGCCCACCGGAAACGAGGCUCUGAGCUAACAGCUCGGGCCUGGCGUGAGACGGACUCUAACUCGAGUCUACCACUUGACACAAGUCUGGCGGUGAUCUUGCUUCUAUGCUAUCACGAACUCGAAGCCGGCACGUUUCAUAGCCUUUGGAGCCUCGUGAGUCGGCUUGAUCUACGAAUUAUGGCCUCGAUGAACGACCUCUCUACACUGAGCUAUGGAAUCAUGCAGGGAUGGUCGCAUAUUCGUGCCCUUGCGAAACGGACCUGGCCCCUGGUGCAGCCUACUGCUUUGGAGUCACGAAUGGAAAAUAUUCUUUGUCAACUCGAGGAGGUUUAUGCCAUGUCACGAAGGGUCGAUUCUAUAUGUAUCAUGGCUGUCCGUUUAAUGUACAGGGUUAUCUCAUGCAAGUGUUUGGGCUACUCCGGUUCUCCAUCUAAAGACACCCUUCGAAAUAUACGAAGUUGGUGGAAAAUCCUUCAGGGCACUGCUGAAUCAGCCCAGGAACAACUUUUCGACGACGACUACGAAAAUGCGCUUCAUGAGGAUCAGAUAUACACAGAGCUGCAAAGCCUUGGGGAGAGACUCCAGGACUGCGACAUUCCUCAAGAGUUCCCUCCUGACUUUGAGGCUAUGCUUGAUCGAUCAGCAUCAAACACUCUGUCGCCUGGCAGCCAAACGGACAUCAGUGCCUCGGACCCUCUGUUCUAUUUCACUAGUCAUGAUCAAGCCAUGUCAUGUGCUGAUUAUGCUUUUGCGCAUAUCGUCACUGAUAUUCGGCUACUCAAAUAUGCUAUAGCACCAGCAGGAGGCAAAAGAACACCACGAGCACCAAACCCGUGGCUGGCUCUUUUGCAACAUAUCGCGCAAGGCCUCGAUAUAGCCAAUUGUUCUAGUCGGAAUGCGUAUCGCAUGUCCAUUAUAUCACAAAUACUGUGUGGUGCUCUUUUGUGUUGUGAGCCAACCGUACUAAACUUUCUCGAUGGACUUCUUGAUCGAAUGCUUGCUCAAGGCCUGCACCGCGAAGACGCCAUGACGCCCCUGCUUUUGCUUUCACGGGUGAUAAAUACUCUGCAAAAUGAGUUUCGCCAAGGACGACAAAUUUUUCUUUGCUCGGUUACGUUCAAUGAGUGGACUGCCAAGGAGGAACUUUUUACUUCGGGUCAAGGAGAAUGCUUGAUCAUUUUGGGAAGAGAGGCUAGUGGCACAUUGUUUAGCGAUUCUGUGCCUUUAAUUUAUGAAAUGUCUUGA